GGCGCCUUUCCGGUCUGCAGGCUGCGCGGGCGACAACGCUGGGGGCCCCGGGGAGGACCUGGGAGCGCUUAGCUGCAGCCUCCGUGUCCCCCGCGCCUCUCAGCCCCUGCCUUUCGCUGUGGGAGACGCUGACUGGGCGCCGAGAGAGGCGCGGUGUCGAGUGUGACACCCCCAAAGCAGCGCCCUGUGCUGAAGGUACUGAUUAAGAUGAAUGGGAUUUGGAGAAAUUCUAUUUCCUGUCUACGGAUAAGAAAGGUGCCACACAGAUGCCAAAGUGGUGGUCACCCAGUGGCCCCUCUGGGAUCAAGGAUUUUAACUGACCCAGACAAGGUUUUUGAGCACAACAUGUGGGAUCAUAUGCAAUGGUCAAAAGAGGAAGAAGCAGAAGCCAGAAAAAAAGUGGAGGAAAACUCAGCUGUGCGAGUCCUUCUGGAAGAGCAAGUUAAGUAUGAGAGUGAAGCUAAUAAAUAUUGGGACACAUUUUACAAGGCUCAUAAGAAUAAGUUUUUCAAGAAUCGUAAUUGGCUGUUGAGGGAAUUUCCUGAAAUUCUUCCAAUUGAUCAAAAAACUGAAGAGAAGACAAAAGAAUUAUCAUGGGAUCGUGUACAAACUAAUGCUGCAAAUUGUUUCUCAAGAAAGCACUGCCCUACUAUGCCUGAAGAAACAAAUUAUGAUAAAAGUUCUGGCUUGUCGGAUGGUCAGAGCAAAGCAGAAUCUGGUUUAUCCAGCCUGGACUCUGAAGAACGCAGAAAAGGACCUCCGAAGACCGAGCUCUUUCCUGGUAGCAAAGCCACUUUCAGAAUCCUGGAGGUUGGCUGUGGUGCUGGAAAUAGUGUUUUUCCAAUUCUGAACACUUUGCAGAAUGCUCCAGAGUCCUUUCUUUAUUGUUGUGAUUUUGCCUCUGGAGCUGUGGAGCUAGUAAAGUCGCACUCAUCCUACAGAGCAGCCCAGUGUUUUGCCUUUGUUCAUGACGUUUGUGACGACAGCCUGCCCUACCCUUUUCCAGAUGGGAUCCUGGACGGCGUUCUCCUUGUCUUUGUGCUCUCGUCCAUCCAUCCAGACAGGAUGCAGGGUGUUGUAAACCGAUUGUCCAAGUUACUGAAACCUGGGGGAAUGCUGCUAUUUCGGGACUAUGGAAGAUAUGAUAAGACUCAGCUUCGUUUUAAAAGGGGGCAUUGUUUAUCUGAAAAUUUUUAUGUCCGAGGAGAUGGUACCAGAGCAUAUUUCUUUACAAAAGGGGAAGUCCACAGUAUGUUCUGCAAGGCUGGGUUAGAGGAGAAGCAAAAUCUGGUUGAUCGUCGCUUACAAGUUAAUAGGAAAAAACAAGUGAAAAUGCACCGAGUAUGGGUUCAAGGCAAAUUCCAGAAACCAUACACUUGACACAAAAAAGCUCCAAAUUGACAUUUUCGUAGCUGAACUCUGUACCAUAUUGAGGGACAAACCAGAGGACUACACUAUUCAAAGACUUUUAUACACUUUUCAUUUUUGAAAAGACAAUCAGAAGGUAAUUUAUAUAUUUUGCUGUUUGUCCCGGGUGAGCUCUUUUGUGUAUUUUAAGCACAUGUAAGUGGUUUGGAAGAGUGCACCAUAGCCUGUGUUUUCAAAACUUAAUAUGAGUAAGCUUGUUUGGGUUUAUGAUGUCUAAUCAUUAUUUGUUGUCUGAUUUUGUAAGCUUUCAAUUAAAUUACUGUCAUAAGUUAGAUGAUUCUGAGAAGCCAUAACCUUCCAUUUUUCGGGAAGUGGAGAAAAUCACCUACUCUAUUUAUAUAUUAGUCAAACACACUUUACCUCCUCUCCAGUGUUACCUGGUAGCAGAAAGGCAGCUCACCUUGUUUCCAGGGAAAAUCACAAACCCAAGACAAAGGUGUAUUUUUUUGUUCAUUUUGUCGUCUGUUUUCCCAAAAACUUUUUUUAUUUUUAAUUCAGAGACUAACGUCUGAAAUAGAAUUUUAGUUUCUCUUUCCUUUUCUAAAAUCGGGAAGUAUGACUCAUGGUAACAUUAUUUUCAGAUUAUUAGGUAGACAAAUCAUUGUAAGGUUCUCUUUAAGACAUCUGUUAUACCUAAGAAAACUCUUAAAUUGUAGCAAUUAAAAAUUUUUUUAUUGGGCCCUGGCCAGGUAGCUCUGUUGGUUAGAGUGUUGUCCCAAUAUGCUAAG
This is a messenger RNA of Miniopterus natalensis, 2156 nucleotides long. The record is from RefSeq and is a predicted model, not a curated record. NCBI's taxonomy places the organism in Eukaryota, Metazoa, Chordata, Mammalia, Chiroptera, Miniopteridae.